Messenger RNA from Drosophila guanche, 1065 nucleotides. Its product is annotated as sentrin-specific protease 8. Lineage: Eukaryota; Metazoa; Arthropoda; Insecta; Diptera; Drosophilidae. Gene Ontology annotation, biological process: proteolysis. Gene Ontology annotation, molecular function: deNEDDylase activity; cysteine-type peptidase activity. The transcript has a single exon. Bases 147 to 1034 code for a protein of 295 amino acids. The record is from RefSeq and is a predicted model, not a curated record.
AUUCUGUGCACGGUAAACUACAAAUUCGAAUUGAAGUGGACAGGAGAAACAUUUGGAAAAAGCAAUCCCAGAAGUUCGAUUUUACACUCAAGAGCCACACGCACAAACAGCUAAAAAUCCCAGAAGCCCAGAAGCCCAGAAGCCCAAUGCGUAGCACUGGAAAGCAUCAAACAACAGCAGCAGCAACGGGCAAGAAGCAGCCACAGCAAAUGGAUUGCUCCAAGAGCAAGGAGCUGAAGAAGACACAGCCUUCGACAUUCGCCAACACUUUGGUCAGCCAGGUUCAGGGACAACAUGCACCAGUAGCUGCUGCAAGAAGCUCAGAAGGUGGUGCCGGCGACGGGCUGGCAAAGUGCGGAAAGGAUCGCUUGGUGUCGCUGCGCUUUCAGAACAUCUCGCUGCUGCAUGGGGACGUGAAGUUGCUGCAGGAGCCCAACUGCGGCAUGAACGAGCGGCUGGUCGCCUUCUACUUUGCGUAUCUGCAGCACAGACGCUUCAAGCGGCAGUCACAGGUGUACUUCAUGCAGCCGUCGCUGAUGCAGAGUCUGCGCCAGCUGAGCCAACGUGCCAUGAGGCGCGAAAUGUGCCAGCGCGGCCUGCACGAAACGAAGUUCAUCCUGCUGCCGCUGUGCGCAGCGCCAGGCUCCUUCAACGUGGACCACGAGCACUGGUCCCUGCUGCUGAUCGCCCGGCCGGAGCGCAAAUUGUAUUACUACGACUCGAUGGACAACAGCCACAAGCAGCUGGCCGUCGCCCUGCAACAGUGUCUGUGCAUGCCACUGGCCCUCACCGGGUUCAGCCUGGUCGUGGGCCGCUGCCUGCAGCAGGCGCACGACGAGCCUCACCAGUCGGGCAUCCAUUUGAUGUGCAUGGCCGACCAUGUGGCUGACUAUGUGCUGCGCUGUGGCUACGCCUCGAGCAGCCUGCUCAUCGCACGCGACUAUGUGCAGGGCAUGCGCACAGUUGUCCUUCAGCAUAUCCAGUGCAUGGGCGGAAUUCUGCCCAAGAAGAAGCGCAGCUCCUCUGAACUUUGAGCCUCUGCCCUCUGACUGAUUUUCUCUCUUU